AUGACCUCGUCCCAGACAGAGGAUGGGGUCCUGGCCCUGCCCCCUGGCGACGGAUUGCUCUUUGAUGUCGCCGUCUUCAGGACAUACCUCGGGAGCUUACUGUCACUUGUGAUGUCGGCGACUCCCCAAGAACUCAAUGAUACUCUGUUCGAAGACCCCAAUUUUGAUGAAAAGACGGUAAGGUUUGCUACUGACGUAGGUUGUCAAGUUGUGUAUAUCACGAAAGAACGAUACUUGGAUGUAGACGAAGAAAAUUCACCUGUGGCACGGAUCACCUACCGACUUCACCUCCCACCGACCCCUCCCCACUCCUCACAUACUCUCGGCACCCUUGCCCUGAUCAAAACCUCACCCACGCUCGACUCUAUCAAUGCCCUCGGUACUCAGCUCCAUUUCCUCCAACUUUCAUCCUCCACACCCUACGACGGUCUCCACAGCCUCGUGCACUGGGGUGUGGCACCUUGGUUCGACUCGUAUGUCAGUUCCAAGCAGUCUAUCGCAACUCUGGGCGAGGUAACGAGCAAGAAGGGUGGAGAGGCGCAGAUGGGUAUCCCAGUCACCAAAAAGAAGUUUGCCGAGCUCGAGCUAUCUUUGCUCCAUUUGAAGCAGAAUGUUGAGAUACCCGAAGUGCACCUUUCUGUACACCCUGCUAUCCGAAAGGCGGUGAUUCAUUGCCGCAGUACGGGUCAACGUGUCUCUCCCGAUGCCGUCGAGCCCCAAUCCCUUCUCUCCGACCCUGCUUUCCUGAACAAGCUCCAAGCAGAUGUCAACUCGUGGAUCAAGGAGAUUCAAGCCGUCACGAAACUGAAUCGUGACGUGUCCAGUGGUACGGCUUCGCAAGAGAUCAACUUUUGGUUGAGUAUGGAGCAUGCUUUGGAGGGUAUCGAAGCGCAGUUGGGUGGUGAGGAGGUGACGCUGGCUUUGGAUGUUCUCAAGCAUGCCAAGAGGUUCCAUGCCACUGUCAGUUUUAUUGCAGACACUGGUCUGAAGGAGGCUGCCGAUCUUGUCCACAAGCACAACAUCCUCAUGAAAGACUUUCCCCUGGACGAGCUUCUCGCCGCUACGGAUCUCGAAAAGAUCCAAGACGCCAUCUACCUGAUCUUUGCGCACCUGAACAAAAAGCUCAAGCUCAGUCCCUACCCCAUCCGACGCACCCUUCCUCUCGUCGAAGCCAUCUCGUCAGACUUCAACGACCAGCUCUUAAAGAUCUUGAGCUCGCAGAGGCUGAUGUAUAUGGACUAUGCCAAGUUCGAAGAAGUCAUGGCUCUGGGGGCGGAAGUGUUUGGGACGUGGGAGGAGAAUAUGAAGGACUUUACAAAUGUUGCGCGUGAAGUGUCUCGCAAGCGAGCAGAGAAGUUCAUCUCUAUCAAGAUCAACCCCGUGCAUGCCAAGCUCCAAGAGCGCAUCACCUACCUCCGAGCCUUCCGCCGAUCGCACGAACAGCUCCGAGUCAUGACCAGCUCCACCCGUAGCUUCACCGGUCUCGGCGGUGAUGCGCCUUUUGAGAUCGACAUGGAGCAGGAAGUGCGACUCAGUUACGAGAGCGUCAAGAAUGUCGACGUCCUUGAUGUCUCGCCCGAGGGCUCAGAGAUCUGGUAUACUGCCGAGACGGCGUACAAUGACCGAGUUGCCAGAAUCGAAAACCAAAUCAUCUCUCGAUUACGAGACAAGCUCGCCACGGCGCGAAAUGCCCAGGAGAUGUUCCGAGUGUUCUCCAAAUUCAACACUCUGUUUGUCCGACCCAAAAUCAGAGGCGCCAUCCAAGAAUACCAAACGCGCUUGAUCGAAUCCGUGAAAGAGGAUAUCCGACAGCUCCGUCAGAAGUUUACUGCUAACUAUAGGAACUCUCAAGCGUAUCACAUGUCGCAGAUGCGUGAUUUCCCUUCGGUCUCGUCGGCCAUCAUUUGGGCACGACAGAUUGAGCGUCAGCUGUUGACGUAUAUGAAGCGCGUCGAAGAUGUUCUCGGUAAAGGUUGGGAAUCAUACGCGGAUGGUCACAAACUUCAAGUUGAAAGCGCCUCUUUCCGAUCCAAGCUCGAUACAAGGCCGCUCUACGAUGCUUGGAUUAGCGAUAUCACGAAGCGAGGCAACUUGACGAUCACUGGUCGACUAUUCGAUGUCAUCAGAACGCGAGCGACGGCUACAAAUGCUCAAGGUCAGCUCCAGCUCGUCGUCCAGUUCGACCCACAGGUCAUUGCGCUCUUCAAGGAAGUCCGAUCCCUCAUCUGGCUCGGCUUCCCCGUGCCGCUGACUAUCAGUCACAAGGCCAAGGACGCGAAGAGAGUCUACCCGCAUGCGGUCAGUUUGAUGGAGUCUGUGAGGACGUAUACACAGACCUUGGAUUUGAUCGAGAAGAAUGCGGAGGUGGAGAUCCUCUUGGCGAGUUAUCGGGCUCACGCGCAGCAGAUGAUUGAGCGAGGCAUCAAAAUGCAAUGGGACCACCUCGUCAAUGCCUAUGAAGGCCACCGCUUUUUACCUGGUGCCGCUGCCGACGGUCGAGAAUCCCGGCACUUCCUCUUUGUUCGCGAGUUUGCGAGUGUCAUCUCCUUACUCCAGGACAAGACCAACGCUCUUAUUGAGAUCUACAACGACAUCAACCGAAUCGUCGACGAGCUCGCCGUCUGCGACUACAACACUGAGGCGUUCUCCUCUUUGCUUACUCAGAUCCAAAAGUUUGUGGAUCAUCUCAAUUUGGAGAACUAUAGCAACCUCGAUGCUUGGGUCGCUACGUUGAACGAGAAGAUCGACAAGGUUCUGAGCGAGAGGUUGACCAACGCCAUCGAUAUCUGGUGUAGCGAGUUCAGCAAGGACGAAGACGCGCCUCACGCUGAAGUCGCCCUGCCUUCUGGUCACAAGAUGGAUAUUACCAUCGAACCUCUGAUUCACGAGAUCCGAAUCAGAAACCAGGUCAUCUACCUUGACCCGCCAAUUGAGCUUGCAAGGCAAGAGUGGCUUGGGCAAUUCCAGGACGCCCUCGGUAUAAUCUGUAACUUCAACAGAAUCAGGAGUUCGAGAUAUGAGAUCAGUCUGCAAGUGGAGGAGGCGAGUGUGGAGGAGACGACGUAUAUCGGUUUGCUCACCACUUUCCCCGAUGGCACCCUUCAACAACCCCUUGCCCUCAUCCAAGACAAGGUCCAAACUGUUUCCGCCUACGUCGACAAGUGGCUGCAGUUCCAAUCUCUUUGGGAUCUCGAAGCCGAGUUUGUCUACAACCGGCUCGGCGACUCCCUUUCCGACUGGGGCAAGCUUCUAUCCGAUAUUCGACAGACUCGUACCACUUUCGACACUGCUGAUACUCGCAAGGGCUUUGGUGUCUGCAUCAUCGACUAUACCAACGCUCAGAGCAAGGUCAACGCCAAAUACGAUUCCUGGCAGCGAGAACUGCUCACCAGGUACGGAACACGUCUUGGUAUCAAUGAGAAAGAAACCUACGCGGCCAUUUUGAAGGCACGAACGGACCUCGAGGGGCUUACCAUCGAAGGCAGUUCGACUGCUCGGGCUGUGUCUUUUAUCACCCUCGUACAAGACCUCAAGCGCAAGGUCCAGGUCUGGGGGCCAGAGAUUGAAGAGUUUGAGCGAGGCCAGAGGACACUGGAGAGGCAACGAUUCUCUUUCCCCGCCGACUGGCUCUACAUUGACCAGAUCCAAGGCGAGUGGGGCGCAUUCUCAGAUAUUCUCAAGAGGAAGGACGACUCGAUCAAGGAGCAAGUUGCUGGCUUGCAGCUCAAAAUAGUGGCCGAAGACAAGGUCAUUGACCAAAAGAUUCGCGAUUUCAUUGCCGAGUGGGAAGAGAACAAGCCUCUUCAGGGUAGCAUCAAAUCUGAAACUGCUAUCAACACGCUCAACGUAUUUGAGGGUCGUCUGAGUCGACUUUUGGAAGAGUAUGAUCUGGUCCACCGUGCCAAGGAGGCUCUUGACCUUGAGCAUACCAAGGACAACAGGCUGCAGCCCGUAAAUGAGGAAUUGAGGGACUUGAAGGCAGUAUGGACGGCGCUGUCGGGUAUAUGGGGCAGAUUGGCUCAGUUGCGCGACGUGCUUUGGACAGCUGUACAGCCUCGAAAGCUUCGCCAAGAAUUGGACGCUAUCCUUGCCUCAACCCGGGACAUGCCCAGUCGAAUGCGACAGUAUGUUGCUUUCGAGUAUGUGCAAGAAACUAUCAAGACGCUUUUCAAGUCGAACGUCCUUAUCGGGGAGCUUAAGUCUGAGGCAUUGAGAGAGAGGCAUUGGUCGAAGCUUUACAAAGCUUUGAGGUUACCCUCAUCCCACCAAGCGUCUUCCAUGACCCUUGGACAAGUUUACGACUUGGACCUCAAGCGUAACGAGGCUCUUAUCAAAGAAGUCGUUGUUCAGGCCCAGGGAGAAAUGGCGCUCGAAGAGUUUGUCAAGCAGGUCAAGGAAACUUGGACAUCCUAUUCCUUGGAGUUGAUCAACUACCAGAACAAGUGCCGCCUCAUUCGUGGCUGGGACGACCUCUUCAGCAAGUGUGGUGAACAUCUCAACUCACUCACGGCUAUGCGAAUGUCUCCUUACUACCGCAUCUUUGAAGAGGAGGCCGCUUCUUGGGAGGACAAACUCAAUCGAAUACAUGUCUUGUUCGAUGUCUGGAUUGAUGUACAGCGUCAAUGGGUAUACCUCGAGGGUAUAUUCUCUGGAAGUGCCGAUAUCAAGCACCUCUUGCCUGUCGAGAGCGCUCGCUUCCAGAACAUCAAUUCCGAGUUCUUGACAGUCAUGAAGCGAGUCAACAAGUCGCCUUUCGUGCUCGAUGUGCUCAACAUUCCUGGUAUCCAGAAAAACUUGGAAAGACUUGCCGAUCUUCUCACCAAGAUUCAGAAGGCUCUGGGCGAGUACCUUGAGAAGGAGCGAGCUUCUUUCCCUCGUUUCUACUUCGUCGGUGACGAAGACUUGCUUGAAAUUAUCGGCAAUAGCAAGGAUACCCGGCGUAUCCUGAAGCACCUCAAAAAGAUGUUUGCUGGUAUCUCCACCUUGCAAAUGGACGAUGAGGACACCCAACUGCUUGGCUUCUCUUCGCGAGAAGGCGAAGAAGUGUACUUCCGCGCGCCAAUCAAUCUGAAAGAGUUCCCCAAAAUCAACGACUGGCUUGCAAAGGUGGAGUCGGAGAUGCGCCUUUCUCUCGCUUAUCUCUUGUCGCAAGCUGUUGCCGAACUCGACGGUUUUUUCAAGCUCGAUUCUAGUUUGUCCAUCAGCGAUCUUCUCGCCUGGAUCGACUCGUACCCCGCCCAACUUGUUGUUCUCGCUGUACAAGUCGCUUGGACGAAUCUCGUCGAGACAUCCAUCUCGUCUGCCGGCUUGACCGGGGUACUCAGUCUUGUAUCACAAACACUGGACUUGUUGGCCGAUACCGUUCUGCAAGACAUACCUGUGCUUCAGCGACGAAAGUGCGAGCAUCUCAUCACCGAACUCGUUCACCAAAGAGAUGUCGGACGAUCUCUCAUCACCGCUGGAGUUCGCGACGUUGGUGACUUCACUUGGCUUUACCACAUGCGUUUCUAUUUGAACGAAAGUGACGGCGAUCCUUUGACAAAGCUCGAGAUCCGCAUGGCCGACGCCGUCUUCCCUUACGGCUACGAGUACUUGGGCAUCCCGGACCGACUUGUGCAAACUCCAUUGACCGACAAAUGCUACCUCACUCUGACUCAGGCUCUCGACAACCAGUUGGGUGGAUCUCCAUUCGGGCCUGCUGGUACCGGAAAGACCGAAUCAGUCAAAUCUUUGGGUGUUCAGCUUGGACGUUUCGUCCUAGUCUUCUGCUGUGACGAGACUUUCGACUUCCAGGCGAUGGGUCGUAUUUUUGUCGGACUCUGCCAAGUGGGAGCGUGGGGUUGUUUCGAUGAGUUCAAUCGAUUGGAAGAAAGAAUGUUGUCUGCUGUAUCUCAGCAGGUCCAAAGUAUUCAGCAAGGUCUUUCGCAAGCUGCCCAUGACCCUAAUGCUGAGGUUGAACUUGUCGGCAAGAGGCUCAGGAUCAACACUCGCACCGGUAUAUUCAUCACUAUGAACCCGGGCUACGCCGGUCGAUCAAAUCUGCCCGAUAAUCUCAAAAAGCUGUUCCGAAGCAUGGCAAUGACUCGACCCGAUCAAGAGCUUAUUGCACAAGUACUCCUUUUCUCCAAGGGAUUCCGAACCGCCGAGAUCUUGGCCUCGAAGAUCGUACCAUUCUUCAACCUCUGUGCUGAACAGCUGUCAGGCCAGCCUCACUACGAUUUCGGCCUUCGAGCUCUGAAAGCUGUGUUGGCGAGCGCCGGUAUUUUGAAGAGAGAAAGACAUUUGAGGCAGCUUGACGAGAAUGAAAGCGCUUCCGAGGUGGAGGCAGAUCAGCUUGUUGAACAACAGAUCAUGAUUCAAAGUGUGACAGAGACGAUUGUGCCAAAGCUGGUGGCGGAUGAUGUUCCUUUACUCAAAACACUUCUCGAGGAUGUCUUCCCGGGUGUUGCUUAUGUCCCUGUCAAUCUCGACGCGCUCAAAUCGAAAGUUCUGGAGGUUUGCAAGGAACGACACCUUGUUGCUCAAGACGCUUGGCUCGAAAAAGUCAUUCAGCUGUAUCAGAUUCAGAACAUCUCCCAUGGUCUGAUGAUGGUCGGCCCCUCCGGCACUGGUAAAACCCAGGCAUGGCAGGUUCUCCUGGCAGCACUGGAGAGGUUCGACGGGACCGAGGGGACUUCAUAUGUUAUCGAUCCCAAGGCUAUCGACAAGGAGGCUUUGUAUGGUACUCUGGACCCGACGACAAGGGAAUGGAAUGAUGGUCUAUUCACGCACAUCCUACGAAAGAUUGUAGACAAUGUGCGAGGCGAAACGUCGAAACGACAUUGGAUCAUCUUCGAUGGUGACGUUGAUCCCGAAUGGGUUGAAAACUUGAAUAGUGUUCUGGAUGACAACAAGCUCCUUACUCUUCCCAACGGUGAACGACUGAAUCUCCCUCCCAAUGUCCGCAUCAUGUUUGAGGUCGAACACCUUCGCUACGCUACUCUAGCUACCGUCAGUAGAUGUGGUAUGAUCUGGUUCAGCCAAGACGUCAUUGGCACAUCGAUGAUCUACGCCCAUCACCUCGAAGAGCUUUCGGUGGUUCCCGUCGGUACCGACGAGGACGAGGCACUUGACUACACCACCGGAGCAGACCCCAGCGGCGUCAGCUUGGACGUACAGCGCCAGAUUGUCGACCUUUUGAAGCCCUCUUUCGAGGCUGAUGGUCUGGUCAACUCGGCGUUGCAGUACGCUGAGAAAUCAGAGCAUAUCAUGGACUUCACUCCCGCGCGAGCUCUCAAUACCCUGUUCUCUUUACUCAAAGCGACCGUUCGCAAUGUGGUCGGGUACAAUGCUCGCCAUUCGGAUUUCCCUUUGUCUACCGACAAAGUCGAAGCAUAUGUUGCCCGGAGGCUUCUGCUCAACAUUGUCUGGGCGUUUGUUGGCGAUUCCAAACUAGACAUCAGGGCCGACAUGGGCCAGCACUUGGUCCGAGAGUCUGGUGUUGAGACGCCGCCCCUGGGUCCGGGAGCAUCUCUCAUCGAUUACGACGUAGAUGUAGCCACUGCUUCCUGGGUCUCUUGGCAAUCACGGGUACCUGCCAUCGAAGUUGAGACACACGCCAUCACCUCUGCCGAUGUGGUCAUCCCCACUAUCGACACUGUCAGGCACGAAGAGGUCCUCUACAGCUGGCUUGCCGAGCAUAAGCCAUUGAUCUUGUGUGGACCCCCCGGUUCCGGUAAAACAAUGACACUUUUCAGUGCCCUGCGUAAACUACCGAAUCUGGAGGUCGUGGGCCUCAACUUCUCCAGUGCUACGACCCCGGAACUCAUUCUCAAGACAUUUGAGCAAUACUGCGAGUACAAAAAGACACCCAACGGCGUUGUGCUGGCCCCCACGCAAAUUGGGCGCUGGCUCGUCGUCUUUUGUGAUGAGAUCAAUUUGCCAGCCACCGACAAGUACGGCACUCAGAGGGUCAUAUCCUUUCUGCGGCAACUCAUGGAGUGCAACGGUUUCUGGAGGACCUCUGAUCUUUCAUGGGUGAAGCUGGAUCGCAUUCAAUUCGUUGGUGCUUGUAAUCCGCCUACGGACCCAGGCCGUGUCCCUCUCAGCCAUAGGUUCAUGCGACACGCCCCUGUCGUCAUGGUCGACUACCCGGGAGAGAUAUCGCUCAAGCAAAUCUAUGGCACCUUCAAUCGCGCUCUCCUGAAAGUCAUUCCCACUCUGCGAGGUCACUCAGACGCACUUACUGACGCGAUGGUCACUUUCUACCUCGCGUCGCAGAAGCGGUUCACUGCCGAUAUCCAAGCUCAUUAUAUCUACAGUCCUCGAGAACUUACUCGAUGGAGCCGAGGUAUAUAUGAGGCUAUCAAACCGUUGGAAACGCUCUCUGUCGAAGGGCUCCUUCGAGUCUGGGCUCAUGAGGCCCUUCGUCUAUUCCAAGACCGUUUGGUGGCCGAAGAUGAAAAGAGGUGGACGGACGAUCUUAUCGACACUACCGCUGCCGAGCACUUCUCCAGCUUGGACUUGUCGUGGGCUCUGAAACGACCUAUUCUUUUCUCAAACUGGACAUCGAGAAACUACAUCCCCGUCGACCGUGAGCAGUUGAGAGAGUACACCAAAGCAAGACUACGAGUGUUCCAUGAGGAGGAGCUGGAUGUGCAACUGGUGUUGUUCAAUGACGUGCUGGACCAUGUCUUGAGGAUCGACCGAGUCUUCAGGCAGAUUCAAGGUCAUUUGCUGCUCAUUGGUGUGAGCGGUGGAGGCAAAACCACCCUCUCCCGAUUUGUGGCUUGGAUGAACGGCCUGAGCAUCUUCCAGAUCAAGGUAUCAAACAAGUACACUGGCGCCGAUUUCGACGACGACCUUCGAACAGUCCUCCGCAGAGCGGGCUGUAAAGGAGAAAAGAUAUGUUUCAUCAUGGACGAAUCCAAUGUCCUGGACUCCGGAUUCCUCGAGCGUAUGAACACUCUCCUCGCCAACGCCGAGGUGCCAGGCUUGUUUGAAGGCGACGAGCAUGCUGCUCUUAUGACGGCGUGUAAAGAAGGUUCUCAGCGGGACGGCCUAAUGCUGGAUUCGCACGAGGAGCUAUACCGUUGGUUCACCCAGCAAGUUGCUCGCAAUCUUCAUGUCGUCUUCACUAUGAACCCGCCCGCCAAUGGUCUCGCUUCUCGCGCUGCGACCUCACCGGCUCUAUUCAACAGGUGUGUCCUCGACUGGUUCGGCGACUGGUCCGACCAAGCGCUCUAUCAAGUUGGUCUCGAGUUCACUCAGACGCUUGAUCUCGACCUGGCCACCUACGCGUCGCCAGCGCCUUUCCCGAUUUCUUAUAGGGAAUUGGAGUCUCCUCCAUCUCAUCGACAAGCCGUGAUCAACGCAAUGGUCUUCAUUCACGAGUCGAUGAAGAUCAUAACGACCAAGCUGGCUAAGCGUCAAGGAAAGUACAACCAUGUGACCCCGAGACAUUUCCUCGACUUCAUUAAUCAUUAUGUUCGUCUCUUUGUCGAGAAGAAAGAGGAGCUCGAGGAGCAGCAACGCCAUUUGAACGUGGGGCUCGACAAGCUACGUGAAACAGUCACGCAAGUCGAAGAACUUCGCCAUAGUCUUGCUGCUAAGAGCACUCAGCUGGAAGCCAAGAACGUUGAAGCCAACCACAAACUGCGCCAGAUGGUCAAAGAUCAGCAGGAGGCUGAAGCUAAAAAGACGGCUUCCAUCGAGAUUCAGGCCGCUCUUGUGCAACAAGACGAGUUCAUCCGUCAGAGGUCGAAUAUCGUCAAGGAAGAUCUCGCCCAGGCCGAGCCUGCUGUUCUCGAAGCUUUGGCAGCUGUCGGCAACAUCAAAAAGCAGCACCUGUCCGAAGUCAGGUCGAUGGCCAAUCCACCGGAGGCCGUCAAGCUUGCCAUGGAGUCGGCCUGCACCGUGCUUGGACAUCAUAUUGACAACUGGAGGGCUGUCCAGACCCUUAUUCGCAAGGACGACUUCAUCUCAAGCAUUCAAAACUUUGACACCAAGAAAAUGUCAAAGAAUCUGCGCGAUCGUAUGAUCCGAGACUACAUCGACAAGCCUGCCUUCAACUUUGAGACUGUCAACCGUGCCAGUCGAGCAUGUGGUCCUCUGGUCCAGUGGGUCAUUGCUCAAGUCAGGUUUUCCGAAAUCUUGGACAAGGUGGCACCUCUUCGUCAAGAGGUAGCAUCGUUGGAAAAGCAAGCGGAGGCGACCAAGCAGCAGGCCCAAGUCGCUAUGGACACUGUGACCGAACUGGAAGCCAGUAUUGCUCAGUACAAGGACGAGUAUGCGUCGCUCAUCAGCGAGACUCAAUCUAUCAAGAGUGAGAUGGACCGUGUGCAAAGCAAGGUGGACAGGAGUAUGACGCUUCUGCAGAGUUUGUCAUCGGAGCAAGAGAGAUGGGAUGCUGGAAGCAAAACCUUCGAGACGGAGAUGGGGACUAUUGUGGGAGACGUCAUGAUCUCGGCGGCAUUCCUCGCGUACAGUGGUUUCUUCGAUCAACACUAUCGAGAGAUCAUGAGAAGAGAGUGGAUGGAGCACCUCGCGGAAGCAGGUAUCAAGUACAAACUUGACCUGGCUCUCUCCGAGUUCCUCUCUACCGCAGAUGAGCGACUGGGUUGGCAAGCGAAUGCUCUUCCUGCAGACAAUCUUUGCAUCGAGAACGCAGUCAUGCUCAAUAGGUUCAACCGUUACCCCCUGAUUGUUGACCCGACUGGACAAGCUACAGCCUUCCUCCAGAACGAGUAUAGCGACCGCAAGAUCACAGUCACGAGCUUCCUCGACGAGUCGUUCUUGAAGAAGCUGGAGAGUGCUUUACGAUUUGGCAAUCCUCUCCUGAUCCAAGAUGUCGAAAACUUGGAUCCUAUCCUCAACUCUGUCCUCAAUCGCGAACUUCGCCGCACAGGCGGUCGAGUUUUGAUCCGCAUCGGGAACCAAGAUAUCGACUUCUCCCCUGCCUUUACGAUGUUCUUGUCUACGCGAGACCCAUCGGUAGAAUUCUCCCCCGAUAUCUGCAGUCGUGUGACAUUCGUCAACUUUACGAUGACUCGAAGCAGUCUACAGACGCAGGCCCUGGACAAGGUUCUGAAGGCAGAGCGUCCGGAGAUUGACCAAAAACGUACCGACUUGAUGAAGAUCCAAGGAGAAUUCAGGGUCCGACUGAAUCACCUUGAGCGGUCUCUUCUGCAAGCUCUCAACGAGUCUUCCGGCAGCAUUCUAGACGACGACAAAGUGAUAGAGACUUUGGAGAUAUUGAAGAAGGAGGCGGCCGAGAUCACUGGCAAAGUGAAGGAUACUGAAGUAGUCAUGAGGGAAGUGGAGGCCGUCACAGCUGAAUACCUGCCGCUUGCGCAAGCCUGUAGUGGCAUCUUCUUCACCCUUGAACAGCUAGCCUCCAUCAACCACUUUUACCAGUUCUCACUCGAUUACUUCCUCGAAAUAUUCGACUACGUCCUUCUCCAAAACCCUCGUCUCAAGGGCAUAGUUGAUCUAGGAGGCCGAAAAGAUAUACUUCUUCAGGACAUCUUCUUGACAUCUUUCCAGCGAGCCUCCCGAUCCCUUCUACACACCGAUUACCUUGUCCUGUCCGUGAUGUUGGCCAGAUUAAGGAUGAGAGGAGAAGACGGAGCGCGUGUCAAUGAGGAGUUGGAUGUUUUGCUCGAGAUUCCCUCUGGGGGUGUGGCGCAAGGGUUGGUUCUCUCGGCUGAGCAGAAGCGGGUGAUGGAUGUAUCCAAUCAAUUCCACAAACUGACACACAACAAGGCCUUGGAGCUUGACUUUGCCGAGAAUAAGGGUCGUUGGGAGGCUUUCAUGCAAGCGCAACAGCCCGAGAAAUCAGUGCCUUGGCCUUGGGCUCCAUCUGACACUCUUCUCACUGCCGCCAGACAUAUGAUUGUCAUCAAGAUUCUCCGACCUGACCGAUUGCUCCAAGCUAUAUCUAUCUUCACGGAUCUCGCAUUCGGACUCGAUCUCGCUACCCAAGCGGAGUACAACUUGCAGACUGUGAUUACGGAGCAAGUCGGCCCUACAAACCCAAUCGCUCUGGCCUCCGUUCCAGGCUAUGACGCCAGUUACCGAGUCGACAACCUUUGCCGUGCCAUGGGAACUAGCUGCUCCUCGAUAGCCAUGGGUUCCGGGGAAGGAUUUGGUUUGGCGGAUAGGGCUAUUGCGGAGGCUGCUAGGGUUGGUACUUGGGUCUUGUUGAAGAAUGUUCAUCUUGCGCCUGGAUGGCUGGCCCAGUUGGAAAAGAGACUGCACAGCCUUUCUCCCAACCGCAACUUCAGGCUCUUCUUGACCAUGGAGACCAAUCCCGUAAUCCCUGUCAACAUCCUUCGACAGUCUCGAAUCAUCAUGAACGAGCCUCCUCCCGGUGUGCGUGCAAACCUUUUGGAUACCCUUCGCGGCGUGCCUGAAGCGCUGCUGUCUUCAGGCCCUGCUGAGAAGCCCCGUCUAUUCUUCCUUCUCGCUUGGUUCCACUCAGUGGUGCAAGAGCGUCUUCGCUACCUUCCUUUGGGAUGGAGUAAGAGUUACGAGUUCAAUGACUCUGACUUUGAUGCGGCUCUCAAUACCAUCAACACUUGGAUUGCUUCUCUGGCUAAAGGCAAGGCCAAUGUCGACCCUGCGCAGAUACCGUGGGUGGCGAUCAGGACGCUAGUCAAACAAACUGUUUAUGGAGGUCGCGUUGACUCGGACUACGAUCAGCGAGUGGUAGAUGCUUUCGUGGAUCAAGUCUUUACUGCCCGCGCGUACGAACCGGAUUUCAUAUUGGUUCAAGGCGCAGAUAACCAGGAAGGACUGGCGGUGCCCGAAGGGACACAGAUGUCGCAGUUCGUCACUUGGGCGCAAGGCCUGCCCGAAAGGGAACCUCCCGUCUGGUUGGGUCUGCCGUCCACUGCUGAGGGUGUGGUCGCUGCUGCUGAAGGUGAUUCUCUAAUAGCUAAGCUGAGGAAGAUGAGGACCACGGAGGACGACGAUGACGACGGACCUGUUUCUGGUGGCUCCACUGGACGGCCAGCAUGGAUGAUGGCUCUCAAGGGGCACGCUGAGCAGUGGCUAUCUACGCUGCCGGAGGCGCUGUCUACAUCUGAUAAAUCAUCUCCCACACAAUCACCCCUUUCUCGAUUCUUCAUCCGAGAAACCUCCACUGGGUCCCGCCUUCUCAGCCGUAUCCGACGUGACCUUUCCGAGCUCAUACAAGUAUGCCUCGGCGAUCUCAAGCAGACCAACGAACUCCGCGCCCUCAUGUCUGAUCUCAACAAGGGCACUAUUCCCUCCCACUGGCGUAAAUUCAAGAUUCCUCGCGGUACUGCUGUCAGUGAAUACGUCAACAAUCUGUCAGAGAGGCUGGCUCAGCUGGAGAAACUCUCAGCCGGAGCGGUCGAUGCAGAGAAGGGCGUGUGGCUGGGUGGUUUGUUCCAGCCGGAGGCUUACAUCACCGCGACGAGACAAGCCGUGGCGCAUGAGAGAGGAUGGUCCUUGGAGCAGCUGGUCUUGGGCAUAAGCAUUGCGAAUACCGGCGAAGCAGAUGCGUUUACUGUGCGAGGUCUAACCCUGCAAGGCGCUACCUGGACCUCUGCUCGCCUGGCGUUGAACGACGGACAGACUGUUCCCCUCGAGCCUUCACAGAUAACCUGGAAGUGUCACGACGAGGUCUCAAAGGUCGAGACAAUGUCCGUUGUCAAUGUCCCCGUUUAUCUCAACAACGAUAGGAGUGAUGUUCUUUUCGGUGUCAAUUUGGAGACAGAGGAGGGCGGGGAUACCCUAGCCCAGAGGGGCGUAUGUCUGACUGUUGCUUGA
Messenger RNA from Cryptococcus amylolentus CBS 6039, 13776 nucleotides. RefSeq lists its product as hypothetical. The transcript is spliced from 19 exons. The record is from RefSeq and is a predicted model, not a curated record. Gene Ontology annotation, cellular component: dynein complex. Bases 1 to 13776 code for a protein of 4591 amino acids. Gene Ontology annotation, molecular function: dynein light intermediate chain binding; ATP hydrolysis activity; minus-end-directed microtubule motor activity. Gene Ontology annotation, biological process: microtubule-based movement. Lineage: Eukaryota; Fungi; Basidiomycota; Tremellomycetes; Tremellales; Cryptococcaceae.